GCCAGACCCGCGCCCCUAUUAGACCUCUCUCUCUCGCAGCGAGCAAUCUCUAUUGCGAUCUAUGUAACUUCAUAAAGUGCGCGAACAUUUCACAAUGAGCAUAAACUGGAUUGCUAUUUUUUGUGCUUAUUCCCGAUUGAAAAUGUGAAGUACUUCUGUCGGGCCCCGGUUCAGCUUUUACUGUUUUGCCACGACGCUAUUCAUCGUCUAUGAUUCGAAAUGCUGGAAAACGGACAGUCGUCUUGCGCAACAUCGUAAACAUUAAACAAGAACAUUAAGAUUAACGCAAUAAAUAUUCUUCAUCAAGAUGGCGUUUACGAUACGUCGUAUGUACACGCGCACUGGUGUCGUGGUGAUGGUGGUUGUUGGUGCCGGCGGCGCUUCGGCGCGUGUCGCCGGCAAAGUUGGCGGCUACUCUAACAAAAUGGGAGGGAAGUCGACGAGCGGCAUCAACGAGGAGAUAAUUUGGAUCAGUAUUAGCAUGGCCAUUGCUAUAGCUGUUCUUAUAGCUAUUGCUUUGUGCUAUAUUCUGAAGGAGAAAUGCACUAAACGGCAGUCGUAUAAGGAGCAUUCAUGACGAUACAGACAGGAGUUCGCCAAACACGCGCUCGCGGACUCCUUCGCAGAUUUUCCACCUUACAGCUUAUAUCCUCAAUAUUCGCCAGAUGGGAAGGAGUAUUUCUACAACUUUCAUCGAUUUUCGUACGUGAGGAAUACCUAUAAGCUGCCUCCAAAAGACUAUCCUCUGAAAGAGAAAGAGGAGAUUUAUAUCAACGCGUAGUUUCGAUACAUUUUUGUAGAUUAAAACUUGCAUUCUGCUACACCACAAAGCAGAAAUAACGAAACUGAUUUAAAAUAUUAAUUAGUCACUUUUAACUUCAUGUUCAGAGAAUACUAUCCUGUAAUGCAUGUAUAUAUUAUACAUGUUGGGUAAAAUACUAUAGCUGUGUACGUACUUAUAAAUAACAUACUGCCGUCUUUGGAUAAAAAGGAUUAAUGUGUAUUGCACUGUCCAGUUUCAACUACAAAGACAAUAGCAAUUAAAUUUCAAAGACAUGUAGAUAUGUAUAGCUUAGCACGAAUACUUGUUUGUUUUAGGGAAAACAUCGAAUGUAGCGUGUGUGGUAUUUAAAACUAAAUAAAUAUUUUAAAGAAAAGACACCAAAGCGAAAGGAACUAGAAUUGGAUUCUAUAUAACUGUGAUAGAAAGUGAGUUUGAGGAAAAUUGAAAUA
This is a messenger RNA of Hyposmocoma kahamanoa, 1233 nucleotides long. RefSeq lists its product as uncharacterized. The transcript is spliced from 4 exons. The record is from RefSeq and is a predicted model, not a curated record. Lineage: Eukaryota; Metazoa; Arthropoda; Insecta; Lepidoptera; Cosmopterigidae. Bases 308 to 577 code for a protein of 89 amino acids.